Punica granatum (pomegranate) is the source of this 4724-nucleotide messenger RNA. Lineage: Eukaryota; Viridiplantae; Streptophyta; Magnoliopsida; Myrtales; Lythraceae. The record is from RefSeq and is a predicted model, not a curated record.
AGGCAUCAAAUGCUUCUUUAGAAAUGUGGCCGGCAAUUUUAUUUUAUUUAUUAUUAUUAUUAUUAUUAUUAUUAUUAUUAUUCAGUUUUAAGGUUGGGAGCUGUCUUUUUCUUCCUCUUCCUCCUUCAUCGUCAAACAGAACAAGGUCUUCUCGUCCUCGCUCUGCUUGUUCAGUUCACGUAUGAACCUUUUCAGCAGAGUCGUCAGAUGCAGAGAUCUCCCUCUCCUAAUCAGCUCUUUCCGCAAGCUCAGCUCCUCAUCAGCUCUCCCUCAAGCUUCAUCCUUGAAUCCCGUAAACCCCUUAACACAACCCGAGCUCAAAACCCUAGUUCUCAAGCAGUACGCCAAGAAUGGCAAAUUCUCGGGCCUCGUCCACAAUGUCAUUGCUCUGCCCGCCGUCCUCCUCACCGCCUGCCAAAAUCUCACCACCCCUCAGACCCGGAGCGGGCAUGAGUCAAGAACAUCUCCUUUCGAGUUGGUCUCCGAGCAUUUCUCGGUUCACGAAAUGGGUCGGGAGCUCUUCCUAAACCGGUUCGACAUCGAGGCUGGCUGCGUCCCGAUGGUGCCCUUCGAAGUGAAAGGUGAGACCUUGGUCCUGCCCAACUUGAAAUUGAAGGUCCUGAUUGAAGCAAUUAGGAUGGUUUUUGAGGUGAUUUAUGAUGAGAGGUUCGUGACGUUUGCUUAUGGUGGGCGAGCCGGGAUGGGCCGCCACACUGCUGUUCGGUACCUGAAGGGCUCUGUGGAAAAUCCCAGCUGGUGGUUUGCAGUGAAAUUUAAUCCUCAAAAGUUUUAUUCUUUACAUGUCAAUAGGCUGUGUAAGUUCAUUGAAGAAAAGAUAGAUGAUCGGGCUUUGAUUGAUCUACUGAGGAGGCUUUUUGCGAGCGGAGGGUUGAGUAUUGAACUGGGUGGGUGUAAUAUAGGGAGAGGAUUUCCUCAAGAGAGUGGCUUGUGUUCGAUUUUGCUUAAUAUAUACUUCAACGGGUUCGAUAAAGAAAUUCAGAAUCUGAGGCUUCAAGUGAGUCGAGACAACCCGAAGAUUGGUUCUGAUGAGGUUGUCAGAACAUCAUCUAACAUGUUUUAUAAGCCAAUGAAGAUUUAUGCUGUUAGGUACUUGGAUGAGAUACUUAUAAUAACAUCUGGGUCAAAAGUGUCGACAAUGGAUUUGAUGAAGAAUGUCUUGAGAUACUUAGAAGGGAACUUGGAGCUGAAGGUCGAAAGAACGAAAACUGCAAUUCACAGUGCAGUAUCCGAGAAGAUUAGUUUCUUAGGCAUGGAGCUUCAAGCAGUUCCGCCUUCGGUUUUGAAUCCUCCAAUGUCGGAAAAAGCUAUAAGGGCGAGGAAAAAAUACCUUAGGCAGAAGGAAGUGAAGGCAAUUGAAUUGAAGAAUGCCAGGGAAAGGAAUAGGAAGAAACUGGGGUUGAAGAUCAUGAGUCAUGUUUUCAAGAAGUUGAAACGAGGUGCACAGUUCAAAUUUGAUUUUCACAUCGUGGAUGAGGUUGGGGAAAUUUUUCGAACCUGGGCAGACGAAGUGGUGCAAGAGUUUCUGGGUUCAUUAGAUGAUCGGUACAAUUGGCAUCGAAUGCUCUCAUCUGGAAACUUUCUAUCUUUACAGCACAUAAGAGAUCAAUUGCCACGAGAACUUGUUGAUGCAUAUGAUGAUUUCCGAGAGCAAGUUGAUAAGCAUUUGACCCCAAUUCCAGCUAUGAAAGCCCUGAAGGAGAAAGAAAGAAGAGAAACAGAAGAAUAUGAGCAGAAGUAUGCCGAGAGAACAGUCAGUGACCUCACGAGGCUGUGCAUUAAAGUGAAUGCGCCCAUAGAACUGGUUAGAAAGGCUGUUAAGAUGGUUGGGUUUACAAACAACAUGGGCCGCCCGCAGCCAAUCCAUCUCCUGUUUGCCCUGGAGGAUGCAGAUAUAGUCAAGUGGUAUGCUGGUGUGGGAAGAAGAUGGCUCGAGUUCUUCUGCUGUUGCCACAACUUCAAAAUGGUCAAAACUAUUGUAACUUAUCACCUCCGCUUCUCUUGUAUUUUAACCUUAGCAGAGAAGCAUGAAUCGACCAAGCGCGAUGCAAUGAAGCAUUAUUCAAAGGAUUUGAAGGUGUCUGAUACAGAUGAAACUGAAGUAACAUAUUUUCCUACAGAAAAGGAAGUUAAGAUGAUGGGAGAUAGGAACCUCUCAGACCCAAAACCUGUUGACGGGGCUUUGACAUUGGCACUGAUUAGGUUGGCCUGUGAGGUUGAUUCUUCACACUCUUGCGCUGCUCAUUUCUGCGGCAGAGCCGAUACUAUUCUUUACCGUGUCCGUUUGCUCCAGAACCGGUUGAAUGUGAACCCGUCGAAUGAGGAGAAGUGGGUUCCAGGGUUAGGUGCUAUUCAUGAAAGUGUGAAUCGCAAGUGCCUUCCCCUAUGUCCUCUUCACAGAGAUGAUCUAUUCUUGGGCGAGAUCACACUUCAAGACGUGGACCUCACUUCAUGUGUUGAUGUGGAUUAAAGCUGUUGCUCAUAUCUGGGUCUAGUGUGAUAUUAGGAAGGCCUUGUCAUCAAAGCAAGAAGAUUUGCUCAUGAAAUCGGUUGCUUGGCUGCUCUAUGGCCACGUCACACAUUGCAGAAAGAGCAGGAUCAGAUCUACAUCAUCAAUCAGGGGAGCCGCUGCAAUGGACUGGAAUUUGGAAACUUUACCUUAUCAGAGUGAGUGACCAAGUCAGCAAUAAAGCUACUAGAAAUGAAGCAAUGGACUCUUGACUAAACACAAUUGCCUCUAGUUGAAACUGCUCCCAGCUUUCCAUGACAUCAAAGUUUAAGGAGAGCAGCAGCAGCUCAGAAUGUUUCUCGGCUGCCGGUACGCUCAGUACAGAAAAAGGAUGGAGCAACAGAAAAAAAAAAGGGAAAAAUAUGAGCGUUCACAGGCAAAGCUCAGAACAGAAACUUCAGUAUCUUCCAGUAUGUUCCUCGACCAACAAAUCCUACCAACUGCUAACAGAAUAUUAUUUUCCGAAAGUCUGGUCCAAUGAGUUUCUGGAUCAUUGAUUGGAUCUUCAGGAAGGUCAUCUCGGACAGGACAAUUCUUCGGGACUGAACUCUCGAUCGGUUACAAUCUGCUCUUCUGCGUCUCUGAUUCCCUUUCUUUCAAAUUCUUCCCACCUUAUACCCAAGCUGCAGUUGCUACCUUCAAGAAUAACAACUACCUCUGACAUGUUGGGUCUUUUGGCUGGGGAAUCUUGGGAGCAAAGGAGGGCAAGUUUGAUGAGUGUCUCCACCUCAGCCUCGUCAUAUUCGCCCCUCAUACUGCUAUCUAUUAUCUGUCCCAAGUUUCCGGAGUCAAAUAGUUUUUUCACCCAAACAGAUGUUGCAUGAAAGCCUUCCGUAACAGCUAGACGACGGAGGUCAGAAGGAGAACAGCCAGAGACUAUUGCAAGAAGGGUGACUCCGUAGGCAUAAACAUCAUUCUUCACGGAAAACGUCCCCUCUCUGCUAAAUUCAGGAGCCAUAUAGCCAGGGGUACCCCACAGAUGAGUGGUCUUACCUUCGUUUGAACAUGUUGCACCUUGACUUUUUUGCACAGGGUUUCCGGAGCUUCUUCCAGCUAUACAAUAGGGCACUGCAGUUAGGGAUGCUCUGGGCAGGCUGUGAUGCAUGAAUUUAGCCGUGCCGAAAUCUGCAAUACGAGGUUCAAGGUUCUCAUCUAGCAAUAUGUUUGAUGGCUUUAUGUCAUGGUGAAUUAUCCUGAGGAAGCAAUUGUCAUGCAGAUACGAAAGUCCUCUGGCUAGUCCUAGAGCAACGUGCUUCCUGGCGGGCCAGUCAAGCGGGAUUAGUGAUCUUGGAGGCCCCCCUAAGUAAGACAUCAGACUUCCAUUCGGUAUGAAAGGAUAUAGUAAACAAUGGCGCUCCUUGGAAUUCGUCCCUUCACAGAAGCCGAUCAUUGGGACCACAUUUCGGUGCAUGACCAGUUUGCCUACCUGUACUUCCGCUUGGAACAGUUCCUUCAGGCAUCCUGAGUGGAACUUCCGGUUACUUCUUUUCACGGCCACGAGAUAUCCAGAAGACAAACGUCCUUUGUAGACCUUGCCGAAUGCACCCUCGCCCAAGGCAUUCUCGCUGCUGAAAUUUCCAGUGGCUUGUCGCAGCUCCUUAUAAGUGAACCUUCUCAGCUGUUUCUGCUCCGGAAAUUUGAAAUCAAUCUCUGAAGGACUAAUGCUUGAGGGCUCUUCCGGUUUCCUCUGGCUCUCAACCGAGAUGGAUCUAGUGCAACGGCGAGUCAAAGGAAGACAGAGUGUGGACGGCGGAGAAGAAUCGGGAGAAGGCGGAAAAUCACUGUUAAUGUCUCCGUUGACGUCGAAUGUAAUCGUCUUGAAGACCAUCCUUUCAGUGCCUCCCAACAGAAUACCAUCUUCUUCACCACCUCUGUCUUUAUUAUAUAUUAUAACCACUUGGAGGAGGCAACUUCUAGGAAACCCCCCUUAAGAAACAUUGUCCUCUUCUGUGAGUCAGCAGCUUUUUUUUUUUUUUUUUUUUUUUUUUCUUUUUUGAAAAUUCUGCUUUCGGUUGUUUACAGGUUGCGUUUUGGAUACGUAAACAACACGUUCUUCAAUCUACCUUCGUGAGACUUAGAUAUUUUUCUUAUGUCAAAUAGCAUCCGUGCACAUACUCUUACACUUACAUACCUAUAUGUAGACAUACGAUAUAUAUAUGUGUUGCUGAAGCCAAUAAAAAAAAAAAAAAAGAGGAAA